Molecule: messenger RNA, 855 nt
Organism: Schizosaccharomyces osmophilus
Lineage: Eukaryota; Fungi; Ascomycota; Schizosaccharomycetes; Schizosaccharomycetales; Schizosaccharomycetaceae
Product: mitochondrial inorganic diphosphatase
Exons: 3
Coding region: 1-855 (284 amino acids)
Biological process (GO): phosphate-containing compound metabolic process
Cellular component (GO): nucleus; cytoplasm
Molecular function (GO): inorganic diphosphate phosphatase activity; magnesium ion binding
Source: RefSeq, a predicted model, not a curated record
AUGUCUUCUUCGCGUGCAAUAACCAAGUUUCUCACAAGGUAUAAAGGAAAACUUCAUACACCGGAUUUUCGUGCCUAUUGUUACAAUAAAGAAAAACCCGUGUCAUUCCUCCAUGAUAUACCUUUGUCUUCAAAAGAAGGGACCUUGAAUAUGGUUGUGGAAAUUCCUCGCUGGACGCAAGCAAAAUGUGAAAUCUCAAAUUCUAUUCCUUUCAACCCAAUAGUUCAUGAUAUGAAGAAUGAUAGAAUUCGGUACGUUCAAAACUGUUUUCCAUAUCACGGUUACAUAUGGAAUUAUGGUGCAUUUCCUCAGACAUUUGAGGAUCCAAAUAAGUUGGAUGCACACACCAAUUUUAAAGGGGAUGGUGAUCCAAUUGACGUGUGUGAAAUUGGAGGAGCCAUUGGAUACCUCGGACAAAUCAAACAGGUCAAAGUUCUGGGUGCCUUAGCGCUUUUGGAUCAAAACGAAACAGACUGGAAAAUUCUGACCAUCGACGUUAAUGAUCCCUUGGCAAAUAUACUUAAUGACAUCGACGAUGUUAAAGAGUUCAUGCCUCGUUUGUUAACCUGCACCCGUGAUUGGUUUACAGUAUAUAAAAUUCCUGAUGGAAAAUCAAGGAAUACAUUUUGUCUUUCAGGAGAGUUUCUUCCAAAAAGUAUUGCUACGGAAAUCAUUAGCGAAUGUCAUACAAGCUGGAAAACGGGCUCCCAAAGAGCUGACCAUAUUCAUUCAUUCCUCGCAAAUUCAGAAAAAGCUACCAGAAUUACCCAGGAUGUAGGAAAAAUGGAGGAAAGCCCGUUGCCAAAGACUUCCGCUUUUCCCUCUCUCGGGUAUUAUUAUCAACUACCUGAAUAG